Molecule: messenger RNA, 1082 nt
Organism: Cydia splendana
Lineage: Eukaryota; Metazoa; Arthropoda; Insecta; Lepidoptera; Tortricidae
Exons: 9
Coding region: 62-1048 (328 amino acids)
Molecular function (GO): protein binding
Source: RefSeq, a predicted model, not a curated record
CGUGUCAAACUGACUGUUGAAAGUUUUCGUACACAUUUACACGAUUUUAUAACAAUAUAAAAUGCCGGGAUCAGAGUCUCCGCCGAAGAAACAGAAACGCGAACAGUUAGUGAUACCACGAAGGAAACCCUCGGUGGUCAUACCUGGAAGGAAGAUUGUGUAUCCCACCCCGGACAAGACUACGUGUGCAGAAUGCACGUGCUUCCCGAAAGAUGCACCUUAUGUAAAACCAGCGAAAUUGAGAGCAUGUUUGCAAACACCGCCUACGUUAUACGAGCUGACAGCGAUAGUGGUAGACCAGCUCAAGUUUCCAGAAGCAUUCCAUUGGUCAGAGGAAGAUGUAGCUCAGUGGGUGGAGGGGCAAGUCGGACUGCCGGAGUAUAAGGAGUGCAUUGUGGAUAACAAAAUAAAUGGACGGAGGCUGCUGAUGCUUGAACACGCUCAUAAUCUGCCUCAGAUCGGAGUAAAUAGCUUAGAGCAUAUCCAGAGGAUAACUUCAGCGGUCCGCAAUCUCUUCAACACGGAGUUCAUCAAAUUUAGCCGCAGUAUCGGCCUACCCCCACGCUAUCCGUUGACGCAUUGUACCUGGUUCAAAUCCCGGACCGGGCCCAGUUGGGGGAUACGAGAAAACUGGACCAGAUGUGAUAUUCUCCGAGCUAUGGGGAUUAUAAUGCCUGCACCUGUGUAUAUGGACCACUGGGACUUAGUUUGGUACCAAAAGCCGGAUUUUCCCAAAGUGAAGUUUGCGAGGAUCCCUAAAUGGGAUAAAAGCGAACGUGUACCACAUUACAAGGGGGCGGUUGAAGAAGUUUCGAACGAAAUUCUGGUCCCGAGAAAAUUCAUUAUAGAAAAGCACAUCCCCCCAGAGUUCCAGCUGAUCUGGAUACAGAAGAUAGACUAUCUCCCCGACUAUUCUGAAAAGAAGGUGGAGAAGAAACCAGCUAAGCCUUUACGAGUAGUUCCUAAGCCAGUGAAGAUUAAGGGCUUGAAGGGCAAGGCGUUGCUGCUGGCUAGGAGGAAAAUGCCCACACCAAAGUUCCUGCCUUAAUAGUGCAUAAUUUUCUAAAAUUCUAUGUUUUAAA